UUGUGGAUAAUCUCAGAUUCGAGAUUCUUUCGAGUGGGUGACAAUGUUGUUGUUGUUGUUGUUGUUGAUAUUUUAUUUUGAUCUUCUUUGUUGUUUGUUGUUGCGUAGAACCCAAUUGCAUUUGACGCGCCUUGUGAGUGUUUCUGUACAGUUAACCAUUGUUGAGUGUGAGGUGGUUCAAUCUCCAUUGUUGGGUUUGAAGGGAUUGUUUUAGUAGUGGGUGCCAAUUGCGGGAGAUGGUGAAGAAGAGAGGUUAGCGACGUAGAUUGUGUGAGAUUUUUUGCAGGACUGCGAAAGGAUUUCUCACCGGGAGCUCGGUAGCUAUGCAUUGGAGUUGGAUUUUUCCUUGCGCAUUGUUGCUGAGGAGCGUUCCCGUUUUGGGUUUGAGUGGUUUUACGAGAUUUCCUUAGGAAAUGAGUGGGCUGAAAUGGGAAUCGCUGACGCUAGAGCUCCGCAUUUGCGUUGAAGAGAAACUUGGAUGCGGUAGCUUGCGGUCGUGAUACAGCACAGUGAGGGAGAGAGAGAGAGAGAGAGAGAGAGGGAGAGAGAGAUUGAAUUUUGGUUCGAAUUUGAGGAGUGGCAGUGUGUUGGUGAGGGUGGUGUGCGCUAUGGCGGGGACCUGGCGUGCCCUGAGUUUGUCUCCCCAACCAGAUUACUUCGGCCAUGGACAACAAUGUAGCAAUGCAAGAGCGUCUCCUUUGGCAACCGUCCAAGGUUUUCACCCGCAGCAGUGUUUCCUAAUGAGCAAGGAGGAAGCAGUAUUAGCAGGAGCUGCUGCUGCUGCCGCUUCUCCGCAAUCCAAUGCAUCGAUUGCGACGAGCAACCGACGGUCGCAGUUCGGUGAAACGCUUCCCGCUUUCGAGUUCGAAGACGAAGUGGAUGAAGGCAGCAGUCUUUUGAAUCAGCUACUUUCUGAUGAGUUAAAAAUAUUGGAGCGAGAUAAAAAAGGAACGGAAUCGACGACGAUGCAGGCUGAGCGUAAACUCAAGAAUUUGGGAAUCAAGUUGAAGAGAGCUGAAAAGAGCACCCCAGCAGUUCCUCGGAAAGUGAAACUUGUUUCCCCAUCUGUGCUUGAGAAUCUCUCGUCCGGUGACAUUGCCGCGACAUUCUCUACGCGUUCGUCCGUAGCAGGUACAAGCGGCAGGAACGCACUCUACGAGUCACCAGCACUACUGCAUUCAAAGUCGUUGAGUAGCAAGGAAUGGGAGGAGCAAGCAUAUGAGAUUAUUCGACGUCAAAAACUGCGAGAGUCCGCGGCAUUGCGAGCUCGUCGAAUGGAGAAAAAAGCCUCGCAGGUCCCAAACAAUAAACAUCUAGCACCACCUGUUUCUGGAACAAAGUCAUCAGAGUUGAACGCCGUUACCACGAAAUCAGUUAAGGGAGACAUAGAAGACAUUGCGUUGGUCAAAUUGGCUUAUGAGCUCAACCUGGAGCCCAAGUUCCGCCCCUUGCUCAGCUACCUUCACCAGCUGGGGCUCAGUGAAACCGACUUUAGAAAGAUUGCCGAGCGACACAAGACGUGCUUGCAUACAAACGCCGUCAUGGCAAAGGAACGAGUGGAAUAUCUUCUCAGUUUGGGCGUAGAAAGCGAGAAUCUGAGCAAGCUCAUCGUACGCCACCCUCAGAUCCUAGAGUACACGGUGGAGCGCGCGAUGAAGCCGCGGAUUCAGUACUUGAAACGGAUCGGCGUGCCUGAGUCCAAGCUGGGGCGAGUUAUCACUGUGGCGCCCUCCUUACUAGAGUGCAGCCUCCAGCGCUCCUUGAAACCCAGGGUGCAGUAUCUCAAGGACGUCGUUGGUAUCAAGGAUUCCGACGUCGGGCUCAUCGUCACACGAAGUCCGCAGGUGCUCACGCAAAGCAUCGAAGACUCUCUGGAACCGCGAGUGGAGUUUUUCAUGGUCGAGAUGGGAGUCUCGAAGGAGAAGCUUGCAAAGAUGGUGACUCGUCAUCCCCAACUUCUCCAUUAUAGCGUGGAGGAUGGCAUGAACCCCCGCGUGGAUUAUCUUCACAGCAUUGGACUUUCUAAAGAGGACAUCCUCAAAGUAUUUGCUCGCCUCACACAGAUUCUAUCACUCUCGAUCGAGAACUGCCUGAAGCCAAAGUACGAGUAUCUCGUGGAGGAGCUGCAGGGAGGGCCUCACACGGUGACCAGCUUCCCAGCGUACUUCAGCCUGUCACUGCAGCAGCGGAUCAAGCCUCGCCAUCGCUUCCUCGCUGCCCUCAACAGAGUGCCCAGUGGGCCAUUCCCCAUGAAAUCCUUAGCAGUUACUGAUUCCUGCUUCUGCAAGCAGUGGGCGAAAACGUCCCUGGAAGAGUACCAGGCAUUUCGUAAUGAGCUCCUGCUGGGCAACUUGAAUGAAAACUCUGAAUGGAAAAGUAAAAAUGGAAAAACGCACAAUUGAGCGAACACAAUUCUUCUUCUUCUUCUUCUUCUUCUUCUUCUUCUGCUUCUUGCUCAGAUGUAAUUGAAUCCUCGUGUUCUCGAAUGCUUUUCCUCCUCUCUGGUAAUAGGUUGUGGUUGGUAACAUUUUCUAUAAACACUUGCAGCUCUUCAGAAAAUUUAACAUUGUCAGUUGUGAUCAAA
Messenger RNA from Physcomitrium patens, 2584 nucleotides. RefSeq names its product transcription termination factor MTERF9, chloroplastic. Gene Ontology annotation, molecular function: double-stranded DNA binding. The record is from RefSeq and is a predicted model, not a curated record. NCBI's taxonomy places the organism in Eukaryota, Viridiplantae, Streptophyta, Bryopsida, Funariales, Funariaceae. Gene Ontology annotation, biological process: regulation of DNA-templated transcription.